GGUCUGUUCAAGAUUGCAGUUCAGACCAAACUUGGAGUUAUUCUGAAUAUUCAUACUUUUCUUACAUUCUACUAUUCUUACAUUGAAAAUUACAAAUUAAACAAUUUAAUUGCAGAUGGAUCCGCAAAGAAAAAGACAGACCAGAGGAACCCCGACGUUCCGAGCCAGUAAUGUUUUUGCUCUUGGCGUUAUUGCUGUGUCUGCUGCAUUCGCUGUUGCACUGGGAUUUGCAAUAAGACCCCAGAAACUCAUGGAUUUUCUUAACAUUGAUAAGGAGAAAGAGGAAGCCAUGCGGGAAAGAGGACGUUUCAUUGCCUCGAUAGACAUGAUGAAAAAGUCGAAGGAUGACUUUGUGAAGCGCGAAGAGGGCCAACACAGGGAAGGGAAUUUUUAACAUCCGACGUCUCGACAUUCCUGAGAGGCUUCGCCAGCGUUAAAUACUUGAGAACCCAGUGUUUUUUUCACCGCGGGCCGCAUUAUUCGUAAUGCGCGCAAUGCCGUACUAAAUCUAAAAGUUGACUAGAUUUUAGAGAGUAGUAAACAUAGUGUUACCGAUGUGCUGCAACAUUCGCGUUUGAUUUUCGGAAAUCGGAACGUUGGAGAGUGGAGACCCGGGGCGGCCGCCGCCGGAUGGUUCACGAUGUCGUGCGGAUCGACGGAGAGAAGGGAGAGCGACGAGUUCAAGGAACCGCGCGACAAGCGAACAACGCGACACGCGAGACUGCGACGGACCAAGACGGCGUCGAAGAACGCGGCGCGGACGAGAGAGAGCCACGAGCCGAGAGCGAAAAUUCCGACGUCAGAUGGCGCCGGCGAAGCGCCGCAGUCCACGCCGUCGUCCGAUUCGCUGUGUCCGCUCAAGAUCGACGACGAUUCCGUUCCCGCCGGCGAAGAUGCCGACGACGCGCGAUCGUCGGCGGAAACCGUCAGCGGGAAGCAGGACAUAGUCGAGUACCUGCAGAGCUUCAGGCGAGUGAAGCUGACUGCGAGAUGCGGCGAGGACGGAGAAUCGUCGUCCGAUAACCCCGACCGCUCGGCUCCUGCCUCGUCCUCGCGUCAUCGCGCGUUGGACGGCGUCGAUGGUGUGCUUGAAUGGUCGGAUAGAGAUGAGUGCAGUCACGAAGAGCAGCUGGGAUGCGGAGGAAGGUUGGAUAGCUGUGAUAGUGAGAAGCUGAUGCAGUCUGAUGAGGAGUAUGCACGAGCAAUCCAGUACAAAGAUUCGGAAAUGCUUGCACAGACGGACGGCAUCGGGAAAGACGGCUCGUACUUGUGCCAGAUCUGCAACAAAAAUCUCGCCCACCUCAGCUAUGUGAGGAGGGAACAACACAUGAAUAGAUGCCUUGACCAGAGAGAGCAGAAGGAGAGCCAGAGAGAGCUGCUGAGGGGCAAAGUCCCGGACUGUCCGCUCUGUGACCGCAAGCUAAAGACGGAGGCGGCGAGGAAACAGCAUCUGAAGAAGUGCGCACUGUCUAAGAACGUAGCUGUGGUCGACCUCAUCCAGAUCUGCCAGAAACAGACGGCCGACUUCGAAGCGUCGAAAGCCGCGGGAACCCUGCAGGUGGCACCACGAGCCGCGGCGACGAAGUCCAACGCGGCCCUGAGGUGGGCGAAGAAACUUCGGCCGACAAACGCGCUCGAUGAGCAGAUACAGGUGCACACUGCGAUGGCGCUCUCUGUCUCCCUGAUGGAGCAGGACCACCAGCAGCAGCAGCAGCCUGCUAGCUGGGUGGAUAGACAGCCUAGCGACCUCGUGCGCGGAGGCGGAAGGGACGGCGCGAGGAAAGUCAAACAAAGACGCAAGCAGAAGAGAGAGGAAACGGUGCCACUUCUCCUGCAAAGAAGCAGAGAAGAGAAUCUUAGAAUUCUGGAUCAACGAGUAAAAGUACUGGUUUCGCAGUGGGAUGACUACUCGGACACAGAAGCAAGAGAUUUACUGUUUCGUGCCAGCAGACUACCGAGCAAGUACACGUGUACUCGUGGCUCCAUCUGUCUGGAAGAUAACCAGUUGUCUGAAGACGAGAACGUGUGUCCACUGUGGAGACUUUCCCUGUUGCCACACUGCAGUGCUUGGACUCAGAAACAACGUGAUCAGUACUAUGUUCCUUGCCUCAUCCCACCUAUCUCACCAUGCAAGGUUGCGGCUGGCAGCAAACUGAAAGAUGUUUCAAACAUAUAUGGGCGCCGCUUGUCUACCAUGCCAUCAGCUAAGAUGGAACCUGCUGCAACCAAUGUACUAUCAAACGAUGAUGCUGCCGAGUUAUUGGCAAACCUCGCAAGUCAAUCUCAAGCGCCACCUGUUGUAGACAAGACUUUACAUCAGCUAAAUAGCUCUUGUGCCGGAUUUCUCUUUGAGAGCGACGAAGGUGACGUCUCCUCGGUUCCGCGGGAGGCGAAGGUCGACAACAACAUGGCCGCCCGUCUCGCAAGCAUGGUCGGUAACGACGCGGCGAGCGACGUCACCGUUCAAUCGGAGACACGGCGGAUUCCGGCUCACAAGUUCGUGUUUGCGAUGCGAUCGGCAGAGCUCUGGCAGAUGGUGAAAGAUAUAGAUAGCCUCGACUGGAGGGACUACACUAGCGUCACUUGUAUGUGUGUUCUGAAAUUCCUAUACUCUGGCUCUACCCAUGAUGUUGAUCAUAACAAUGCUUCAAAGGUCCUUGAAAUCGCCAACAGGUACGGUCUGCAGUCGCUCGCCGACGCCUGCGGGACUCAGCUGCCGGCGCAAGAUGAACCUCCCGACCUCUCAGCAGGUGGCGCCGGCGACGGAGGUCCAGCGGAGCGGACCGACGACGACGACGACGACGACGACGACCUGUACGCCGACCUGUUCCAAUUCACAUGCACGCAGGGGAUCCGGCGGGGAGAGAGCGCCGGCUCGGCCGUCGACGUCAGUUCCAGCGACGACCCAAGCGGACGCUGCGACAGGGGGCAGCACCGGCGUGGCGCGGAGGAGGUGCGUCUGCGAGAAGGAGCGGGAGCGGAGGAGGGACUGAGCCCGUCGACAAGCGAUGUGUCGUUGCCCACGCCAGACGUUGGUCGGAAUCGACCCUUGUUGCCACGUGCCAGCGAAGGGCCGCUGCUUUCACCGGACUUUGGGAGAAAUCGAUCUGUGAGCGCUCACGCCAGCGAUGGGUCACCACCCUCACUAGAUCCUCGACAGAAUCUAUCUGUGAGUCCACACACCAGCGAUGGUCCACUACCCUCACCAGAUGCUGGGCAAAAUCGCUUUGUGAGCGUACACGCCAGCGAUGGAUCGCUACCUUCACCAGAUGCUAGGCAAAAUCCAUCUGUGAGCCCAUGCAGGAGUGUCAAGCUGGUUUACGCAGAAUAUCUAGACGGCGUGCCGAUCAUGAAUCGAUCGAUGAGCCCAGCGACCAGCGACAGGACGUUGGAGGACAUAUCGGACAGCGUGCUGGACCGAUGCAUGAGCCCAGGGAUCAGCGACGUGCCCCUCCCCUCACCUAACGCUGGCCGAAGUCGCUCUGUGAGCCCACCGACCAGCGACGCACCACUACCCUCGCCGGACCUCAUUCGGAAUCGAUCUGUCGGUCUGUCACGCGAUCGCGAUGCGAUGUUGAGCGGGGAGGACUCUGUGAUGAUCGUGAAUCCUCGAUCCGUGAGCCCAUCGACCAGCGAGGUGUCGCUUCUCUCGCCGGACCCUCGGCCGAAUCCAUCUACGAACCGACACGCCAGUCGCCGCGGUCCCCACAGUCGAGGAUCGUCGGCCGCACGAGAUGCCGUCGGGGACAGAUCUACGAGACUGCGCGCGUGCGUACACUCACCACCCUCGCCAGACGCCGUGGCGGAUCAGUCCGCGAGCCCGGGAGCUGACGACGUCUCAUUACUUUCGCCAGACGCCGCGCCGGAUCGGUCGGUGAGCCCGGCGGCCUGCGAUGCGUCGCCUGCCUCGCCGGAAGUCGUCUGCGUCUACGGAGCGAUCCCGGCCAUCGCCGUGGCGACGCCGCUCGCGUCCGACCUCUGCGCGACCCCCGCGAGCAGCUGUGGCAGUCUUGCAUCGCCGCGCGACCGCCGAGCGAGCCCUGUAUUCGGCGACGGUUCGUCCGCGACGCAGCGCGCGAGUCCUGCACGCACGCGCCACACCACGCCCGACCUCUUUGCAUCGUCGCCCUCUCCUUUCGAUUGCGCCCUGUCUCCCUCAGCCUCCGAUUUUCCUGUGUCUCCCCAUUCUCUCAGUCCCGCGGAGUCUCCCAAUCCCUUUGAGCCCCCCGCAUCGCCCCCUCCUUUCGAGUGUGCCAUGUCACGCCCUCCCUUUGAACCCGCUCCAUCUCCUUCUCCUUUCGAGCGUGCCAUGUCUCUCUCUCCUUUUGAGCCUCCCACCUCUCCUCCCUUCCAUCACGUUACAUCUCCCUCUACCUCCGAUUGCGCUGUGUCUCCCCCUUCUUUUCGGCCCGCUGCAUCUCCCUCUCUUUCCGAUUGCGCUGAAUCUCCCUUCCCCGCCGAGCCCCACACAUCUCCCCCUCCCUUGACCUCCCACGACCCCGGUGGCGGCCCGACGCAGACCCCGAGGCGUGCGGGACCUCUCGUCACCACUGCGUCUCCGCCUCGCCGUGGCUUCGCGCCGCCUCUGGACACGCGCCGCGGUGGACCGACGCUCGCGCGCUCGCCGAUCGACCUCACCGACAGCAGGUCGCCGAGUCCCGGUGGCGGCCCGACGUCAUCGGCGAGUUCGGUCGGCAGCAAGCGGAAGGAGGAGGAGGAGGGGGAGACACACUUGCCUCUCGUGUCGACGCGAUCCACGUUGGAGCCGUUGUCCAGUACUGACUUCAGUAGGGGGAGAUGGAGGAAGAGAGGAGGGGAGAAGGAGGAGGAGGAGGAGGAGGACUCUGACUCCGUCGACCUUCUGACGCCGCCGCCAUGCGACUACGCUGGCAUAGAUGAGGCCUUCGUCUUCGCAGAAGACGGUGCGUCAUUCAGGCAGGAGGAGGAGCAGGAGGAGGAGAAGGAGGAGGAGCCGGUACCUCCCCCGGGUCGAGGUCCUGGUCGUCCUACACAGGGAGAGAAGUGUGGCCAUACAGGAGCCGCUCUCAUAAAGUGCUCUCUGCCCCGGGAUGCUGGGAAAAAGCUGGAGGAGGCGUUUGAGCCUUUUAACACGCCUGCUGCUGCUAGUGCCCGAAGAGAUAGCAUAGCAAGCUACAUAAUGUCUGAUAAAGUGACACCAAAAGCAGAUUACCUGCAGAUGUGCACACCAGAGCUUGAUGUGAGUUUAUUAGUUAGUGUGAGCGGUGCAGUGGUACAGCCGGAGACAAGCGGUGUCAACACAGAGCAACCCUCGAGUAGUCAGUGCAGUAGUGAGGGUGUGUCAACCAGCGAUCAUAAGUCAGACAGUGAUGAACUACCGGAAGAGAGCAUUUUGGUAGGAGUGCCACUAUCUCAAGAGGGGAAGCAAACAGAUGUGGCAGAGAAAGUGAGGCAUUACAUCGUGUCCAACCAGUGUCUGUACGAGAGAGUGCUGAUGUAUGAGACACUGCAGGUCAGUGAGUUGCACCAGGAGUUGAACUCUGCAGGAAUCCGCUGUUCGCAACCUAGGUUACUGGACAUUCUCGACUCCCUCUGUGUCAACUUCACCGUCCAGAGGUCAAACCAGCAGAGAUGUAGGAAAGGCAGAAAACGUGGCAAAGCAAGGAGAUCUCCAAAGUCUUCCCAAAAAUAGAGCUAUUUCUGUGCGCUUUUAUCACGCGUUCAUGCGUGAUGUUUCAGUGUGAUGUUGAUAGGAUGAUGGUUUUUUUUCAGAGCUAUCAUAGGUUAGAUAGAUGUGCUUAGCAAGCUGAUUUGGGUUGCUAUGUGUGGACGUUGUUGUGAGAUUAAUUUUGCCAAAUUUCAGAACAUUAGGUGAAAUUGAUCAUGACUGGUGACUGUUUUUUACGUUAAUGAAUUCGUGUAACUUGUAGUGAUGCAAGAUUCCAGUUCCAUAAGUCAUGUAGCACACACAUUGCCAUCUACUGGUUAAUUGAAAUGUUAUUGUUACGUAAUCUAGGGCUAUCUAUUAUAAUAAAGACCUGCACGGGAAUUAAUCUUUCAUGGUUAGCUAUGAAUAGCUAAUUACAGUAAAAUAUUAUACAUAUCUAUUAAACAGAUAAUGGGAAUAUGCACACACAGGUUCCCUACCAUGCUACAGAGUAAUUUAGUACAGUAGAUACCCUAUGAUUAUUCAAGGGAUUUGUUGGCGUGUGCGCUCUAUAUUAAAAGAAUAUAUAUGUAUGAAGCACA
Priapulus caudatus is the source of this 6228-nucleotide messenger RNA. Its product is annotated as structure-specific endonuclease subunit SLX4-like. Lineage: Eukaryota; Metazoa; Priapulida; Priapulimorpha; Priapulimorphida; Priapulidae. The coding region runs from base 641 to 5671 and encodes 1676 amino acids. Gene Ontology annotation, molecular function: enzyme binding. The transcript has 19 exons. Gene Ontology annotation, biological process: meiotic DNA double-strand break processing; resolution of meiotic recombination intermediates; interstrand cross-link repair. The record is from RefSeq and is a predicted model, not a curated record. Gene Ontology annotation, cellular component: nucleus; Slx1-Slx4 complex.